Molecule: messenger RNA, 4480 nt
Organism: Echinops telfairi (small Madagascar hedgehog)
Lineage: Eukaryota; Metazoa; Chordata; Mammalia; Afrosoricida; Tenrecidae
Gene: UBN2
Product: ubinuclein 2
Exons: 19
Coding region: 1-3969 (1322 amino acids)
Cellular component (GO): nucleus
Source: RefSeq, a predicted model, not a curated record
AUGGGAUUUCGUAGGUGGUCGGUCACCUUUCCGAGAGGUGACCGCCACAUCCGGAGCCGGCUGCCCUUCCCGCGGCGGCCGGCCGAGCGGACAGGAAUUGGGACUUGGGAGCGAAGCCUCGCUGCCGUCAGCACUCCGGGACCCGGACCACAGAACUUCCGACUGGCGGCGCUUCCGGAAGCCGCUGGGAACCCCGAGCGCCUCCGGCGGACGACGCUGACAGCGUCCCCGUUCCCCGGCAACGAGCCGGGCCGUGACGUCACUUCCGCGGACCCGUCCGGACUCCCGGCCGUCGAAAGGAAAAGAGGAAAAGGGAGCUGCAGCCACGACUGUGGACGCGAGCGGCUGCGGCGGCCGCCCCGCCAGACGGUGCGCCUGGAGCUGGUGCUCAAGGACCCCACGGACGAGAGCUGCGUGGAGUUCAGCUACCCGGAGCUGCUGCUGUGCGGAGAACAACGGAAUCAGAAGAAGUCCAUUCCGACAGAAGACCCAUUUAUUGAUGAACAUCGGGAGAGAGAAGAGGUUGAAAUGUUGGCUAAGAAGUUUGAAAUGAAAUAUGGGGGGAAACCUCGUAAACACCGGAAGGAUCGGCUACAAGAUCUAAUUGAUAUUGGCUUUGGCUAUGAUGAGACAGAUCCGUUCAUCGAUAACUCAGAGGCUUAUGAUGAAUUAGUUCCUGCUUCUCUGACUACAAAGUAUGGAGGCUUUUACAUCAACACCGGCACGCUCCAGUUUCGACAAGCGUCAGAUACCGAAGAGGAGGACAUUGUCGACCACCAGAAGCACAAGCCACUGAAAGUUCCCAAGAUGAAAGAAGAUGAGAUUGAGAUGAAGAAGCGGAAGCGGAAAGAGGAAGGGGAUAAAGAGAAGAAGCCAAGGAAGAAAGUUCCCAAACAACUGGGAGUUGUGGCUCUAAAUUCACACAAAUCUGAGAAAAAGAAGAAGCGUUACAAAGAUUCUCUCUCUCUGGCUGCCAUGAUCAGGAAGUUUCAGAAAGAGAAGGAUGCUCUGAAGAAGGAGGAGCCCAGCCCCCAAAUCCCUGUGACCUUGCAGACCUCAGCCCUGAACAAGCCCCCUGCUGCCGCUGUCCCACUGGGCAACGACGGCUCUGACUUACACCUGAGCAGCGCUGACCCGGACCUCCCCAUUUUUGUUAGCACAAACGAACACGAGCUGUUUCAGGAAGCCGAGAACGCCCUAGAGAUGCUGGAUAACUUUGACUUUGACAGACUGCUGGAUGCCGCUUCCGACGGCAGCCCCCUUUCUGAGUCGGGGGGUGAGAAUGGGACCACCCAGCCUGGCUACACCUCUCAGGUCCUGCCCAAGCUAGUGCCCAUGCUCCCAGAGGGUCUGCCAGCACUGCUAGAAAAACGGAUCGAAGACCUCCGCAGUGCUGCCAAACUUUUUGAUGAAGAGGGAAGGAAAAAAUUCUUUACACAGGACAUGAAUAAUAUUCUCCUGGACAUUGAGUUACAGCUGCAGGAGCUGGGCCCUGUCAUUCGGAGCGGCGUCUAUUCCCACCUGGAAGCUUUUGUGCCGUGCAACAAGGAAACGCUGGUGAAACGUCUCAAGAAGCUCCACCUCAACGUGCAGGAUGACCGGCUAAGGGAGCCUCUGCAGAAACUGAAGCUGGCCGUGGGCAGUGUCAUGCCCGAACAGCUGUUCAAGUACCAGGAGGACUGCCAGGCGCGCAGCCUGGCCAAGUGUGCUCGGCUGCAAACCGAUGAAGAACGAGAAAGAAACGGGUCCGAAGAAGAUGAUGAUGAGAAGCCAGGGAAGCGUGUCAUCGGCCCGAGAAAGAAAUUCCACUGGGAUGACACUCUGAGAACUUUGUUAUGUAACCUUGUUGAAAUCAAGUUGGGAUGCUAUGAGUUAGAGCCAAAUAAAAGCCAGUCUGCUGAAGAUUAUCUUAAAUCCUUUAUGGAGACCGAGGUGAAGCCGCUGUGGCCUAAGGGCUGGAUGCAGGCAAGAAUGCUUUUCAAAGAAAGCCGGCGUGUGCAUAAUCACCUCACUUCCGCUCCGGCAAAGAAGAAAGUGAUUCCUGCACCUAAACCUAAAGUGAAGGAGUGCAGUCCAAAAAAGGACCAGAAGACUCCCGGUCCCGGGGCCCCUCCUGUGGGCCCUUCCGUGGGCUGCAGCGGGACCAUGGCCUCCACCAGUGCCGCUUCGGCCGCAGCCCAGGAGACCAUCUGCCUGGACGACUCCCUGGAUGAAGACCUGGCCUUCCACUCACCCUCCCUGGAGCUGGUGUCUGAGGCGCUGGCGGCCAUCAACAAUGGGAGCAAGGGCCCUGCUGUUAGCUCCCGCAUGAGCGUGCUGCCCACAAAGCCCCGGCCCGGCCUGAGAGAAGAGAAGCUGGCGAGCAUCAUGAGCAAGCUGCCUCUGGCCGCUCCCAAGAAGCUGGACUCGGCUCCCACGGCCCACUCCUCCAGCCUCAUCGCCGGCCACAGCGGCCUGGCGCCAAAGAAACCCCCGGAGCUCGCUCACACCGCCAUCUCAUCAGGCCUUAUUGCGGGGGCCUCCAUUCAGAACCCGAAAGUCUCCCUUGAGCCUCUGCCGGUCCGGCUGCUCCAGCAAGGGCUGCAGCGGUCAGGCCAGAUCCUCACUGCCCCUUCUUCGCAGCCCCACAUCACUGCCUCCUCGUCUCAAGCCCACGUCACUGCCUCCUCUCACACCCUGGGAGCCUCGGAGGCCCAGGAGGCCGCCUCCCUGGCACAGGCCACAAAGGUGCACCAGCAUUCAGCAGUCCCACAGAACUAUGUGUCCCCACUGCAGGCGACCAUCAGUAAGUCCCAGAGCAACCCCGUGGUUAAGCUGAGCAGCACUCCCCACGUGUCCUGCUCUGUCCCUCUGAUGAAGUCUGCGGACAAGCCGCUUCUGUACCGCCUGCCCCUGCCCAACCCCUCAUCCGGAAAUGGGUCCGCAGGGCCCCACCCCCUGGCCUCCAGGGCAACCCCGAGCACCACUACCUCCAGUAACUAUUUAGCCAAGGCCAUGGUGGCGCAGAUCUCCACGCAGGCUUUCAAGCCUCCUUUCUCAAUGGCCGCCUCCCCCAAGCUCGCUGCCUCUCCGAAGCCUGCCACGUCGCCCAAGCCCUCGCCUUCACCCAAGCCCUCUCUGUCCGCCAAGCCUUCGGUGUCAACGAAGCUGACGUCCAAAUCCAACCCAGCCCCCAAGCCCACCGCCUCCCCGAGUUCUAGCAGUCCAAACGCACUCGUUGCCCAGAGUGGGCCCUCAAGCAGUGCUGGCAGCAACCCCGGCCACAAACAGCCCAGUGGGAUGAGCCUCAGCAGACACUCUCCCACCCUGAACUUACUGCCGGCCCACCGCACUGCCGGCCUCCCGGCCACAAAAGCCCUCCCGGCCUCUUCCAAGCUCACAAACUCAGCUUCCAUGGGAUCUGCUGGCAAGAACAGCUUGAGUGGAAUUGCAUUGAAUGUACCUGCCAGCAGAGGGGGCACCCUUAACUCAAGCGGAGCUGGUAGGACUAGUCUGUCUGGGGGGACAGGAAGUGGAACACAGGGUGCUACUAAACCGUUGUCUACACACAGACCGUCCUCUGCCUCAGGGUCUUCGGUGGUAACAGCCAGCGUGCAGUCCACAGCAGGAGCGUCACUCUUGGCUAAUGCCUCACCUCUGACUCUCAUGACGUCACCUUUGUCUGUAACCAAUCAAAACGUGGCUCCUUUUGGGAUGCUGGGUGGCCUUGUUCCAGUGACCAUGCCCUUCCAGUUUCCCCUGGAGCUCCUCGGCUUCGGAACGGACUCAGCUGGAGCAACAGCCACCUCGGGAUCUACCUCAGCCGCCUUCCACCACAGCCUCACACAGAAUUUACUAAAGGGUUUACAGCCGGGAGCCCAGCACGCAGCGCCACUGGCCCACUCCCCACUGCCUGCCCACGCACAGCAGACGUUUCACGAUGGAGGCCAAAGUAAAGGAGACACUAAGCUACCGCGGAAAUCUCAGUGACGUCCCAGCGAGCAGAGGGCAGGCGGCACUGGACUGGCUGGUGGGCGCUACCUGAAGGGGCUGCUGCAGCUGCUGCUGUCGGUGUUUACAUUCUCCCGUCCUGAGCACUGUGGUGAGGAGGACACACGCAGGCGGCCGAUCGGUGCCAGGUGCCGGAGGAAGAGCGGCCUCCCUCCGUGCAGUCUGGGUCCUCUGCGUCUUCUCAAGAGAGGUCCAGUUACCACACAGACUGGUGGAAAGAGACUGGGCGGUCAACCCCACAGAAGUUCAAGUUUGCCUCUCCCAGGGGCGGAAGAGGAAAGGGAGAGGAUGGGUGGGCACUCUUCGUGCCAGGGCUUGGAUCUUGGCACUCGCAGAUGAGCCCUGGGGUGAGGCCCGUGGGUCACGAGCAGUGGGCCUGUCUGAGUGCGCUGUGCAGCGCAUCUGCCACGUGAACAAUUAGCGACCCCCCAUCUGAUCUUAGACGGCACUCCCCAGAAUUCCUGUGCAGACUUGAAGCUACUUCCCCAGG